Messenger RNA from Pangasianodon hypophthalmus (striped catfish), 7456 nucleotides. It is a transcript of the gene znf513a, whose product is annotated as zinc finger protein 513a. Lineage: Eukaryota; Metazoa; Chordata; Actinopteri; Siluriformes; Pangasiidae. The record is from RefSeq and is a predicted model, not a curated record. The transcript is spliced from 3 exons. The coding region runs from base 5146 to 6603 and encodes 485 amino acids. Gene Ontology annotation, biological process: regulation of transcription by RNA polymerase II. Gene Ontology annotation, molecular function: RNA polymerase II cis-regulatory region sequence-specific DNA binding; DNA-binding transcription factor activity.
GUUUUUACAGGGAGGGAAGGAAAGAAAGAGACUUCCAUCAAUCGUUGUACAUUAAAGUUUGAGAAAAUUGUAAUUUCUAUUUGAAUUGUUAAAUUCUCAGCUGUACUGAGAAUUAAGAAAAAGUGCCUUGGUGGUUUCUCUCUGCUCUAUUAUUCAUUUACUGAACUAACAAAAUGCAACCAGGUCUGUCUAUGUCCUGUUUAACCUAUAUGUUAAUGUUAAAUGUCUGCGUGGCAAUGAAUUAAUUCUGUAUUUGAAUAUCCUUAUUUAACACAUAGAUGUUCCUAUUCACAUGCUAUAAUCAUUAUAAUUACUGCCAUCAUACAUCAAUCAAAUGUUUUCAUAGGCCAAACUGAACUACUUUCAGUAACUCUGAUUUUCUUUGUACUUGCAUGCAUAUGUUGAUCACCUGUGAAAAUUAGCAAGCGUGUUCAUGAUGUGCACUUAUACAGCCUAUGUGACCCUGUGACCCAGUGCUGUAGUGCACUGUGAUGGCUGUCCCAUAGAACUUUAUGGUAGGUGAGGACUUGCCACUGUUUAGCAGUCCCUGCAAAAAUGUCAAAGAAUUUCAGGAACCAGCUGAUAAGGUGAAUGUCAUUAAUAGAACACCUUCCAAUUAAGGGCAUGUAAUGCCUAUGUGAUCUUGCAUCAAGCAUCUCCUGGACUUCUACAUCACAGUUCUAAACUAGUGAUUCAGUCUGAGGGCUCACAGAUGGACACAGCCUGGCUGAGUCUGCCAAAUCUCACCAGCCAAUGGAACAGCAAAUCCGGUCAGGGAGGAAGCUGCCAGGGUGUUCCAACAACUGGUGAAAGCAGCAGUGGUAACUUCGGUCUUGGAGUCACACCAUCUUGGAGUUACAGUUAGAACUAGUUGGUUAAUCCUGCACAGACUCAGAAGAGGGUUAUGGCCUGAGGGUUGUGGCCUCAGAAGACUCAGAACACUCCGAGCCACCAUUGAGCUAAUGCUAUAAUGCUUUAGUCAAGGACCUGACAUUUUGGGGUCCAGUCGUAGGCUGAUAACCCACAUCCAGAACAGGGGAUCAUUGAUGUGGCUGCCUUUAUUAAUCCAUCUUCAGCAGACAGCUGAUACCACAUAUAUGUUUGGAAACCAUAAUACUAUCUGCCACACUUUGGGGUAAUGGAAUGGCUAUAAUUCUUAGUGAAUCUAGCCUCAUGUCAGUGAAAUGUGUGACCUACUUUGGAACCCUUCAUUGUGUUCUCUGUGAGUCUAAACACCAUAAUGUCAGAGGGGAGGGCGGAUGUGUUCCAGAUGGCCUGCUCCUUGGUGUAGGCACCAGAAGCCAGGUGUCCAAAUAUGGCAGUAUCCUGAUGCCAGUGGCCAGAAUAGACAUGUAAACAUGUAUGGUGUUAGGGAGAGGCCAAAGGGCAGGACAUUGAAUUAGAAUGCCUGUCCUUAGAAGGCAAACAUUAUGAAGCAUCUGCAUUCUCUGGCAAUGAAAACAUAAAAAUAAGGAGUGUGCAGGUCAGUGAAUGUGAACCAGUCCAGUGGCUGCAUCACUUGAACCAUGUAUGUAGCAUAUGAAAAAAAGACAGGGUGAAAACAUUAGGUGAAAAGCCUUUGUCCCCCAUUUAGGGCCUACUUGAGAGGGUAGAUGAGGGGCACUUAUACACUUACAAGAACUUAGAGGAUAUGAUAUCUACCUAAAGAAAGUGCAAAGCAGAUGGGUCCCCUGUAGGCAUUCAGAGACAGAACUUUGGUGUGGUGGCCAAAAAACUUGCGAAUGGUUCAUUUAUCCAAGCUGGUUUAGUAAUUCAGAAACCUUUCCCACUUUUUAUCAAGUGCUACUGUGGCUGGCCCAAAGAGUGACCUCAGCACACAAGGUAGGUUUGACAGGGCCUAUUUGUACACAGCAGGCAGAGCGGAUGGCAGAAACCACGCCUGGCUAUGCACAGAAACAAAGUUGCCCCACGUCUUGGCCUAGGUAUUGCAUUGCCAGGAGUGAUUUGUCCUUUACAGAGCAGUUAACAUCUGCAAAUUGGAGUGACUGAUCCAAUGCUAGCAGCAGAGGAGCAAGUGUAUUGCCAGUGUGUGCCACACUUGUUGCAAUAUUCUAUAUUUUCACCAAAGAAUCAUGAGUGUAGUGCACCAGUGAUGCAACACCAGCAUCAAUGACAGGCAUACGGCUAAAUCUGACCUGCCCAUUAUUCAGCAUGUUGGCCAAAGCACAUGACAUGGUGCUCAGUCAUGGGUGAACUGGAACCUACCCAAAUCCCCCACGUUAAUAAAGUCCUUGCACUUUGGGACAGCAAACCCUGCCAUCACAGAUGUCAUCAGAAAAGUGCAACAAGUUCAGUCCAUUCAUUGCACCAUCCAACCCUAACUGAACACAUUCUUGCAUUCAUCUGCUAAGGGACGAGAAGAAUGACUGACCAGGGAGGGAUGAGGAGGGCACUGUUGAAAAGUGAAAACUUUCAAGUUACACUGCUUCAGCUUCUGGGUCAUUGAUUUCCAAGCCAUGAUGAGAGUUGAUUCAUUCAGUUGAUUCAUGCAGAGAGAAACUCGAGUGCUUUUUGUCGGUCGUUGCUGGGCCUGAGCAUUCGUGAUUGCUAAACUGUAUAGAUUGAGGGGUUGGGCAAGAUUUAACUCUGGACCAGGACUGAAAUCUGCCAGCUUUGGGAUUCAGUCUGCCUUACAACAGAUCCAGACACUGGCAGUCAGUGACUAGCUAAAUGCAGUGCAGUAAUGCAGGAAAAGCCAACCCAAGCCUAAUGGAUGCUCCAGAGCCUUCCACAAACAAUGUUCAUAAUAUAUAAGAAAAAAAGUGCACUCUCUGAGGUAAAAAGGAAUGAGAGGUGCCUUGGAAGGUGGAUAGCUCCAUAAUGUGUAAGAAUGUAAGAAUUGGGAAGGGAAUUACUGAUGUAUGGUGAUGUUAUUAUAUUGCUAUAUACUGUGUCAUAACUCAUGAUGUAGCCUUGGCAUGUGUGCACAUGUGCACAAUUUGGUAUCCAGGUGUUACACACCACCCUUGGUGAUUAAGAAGGGUGAAAUAGAAAUCUCACAGAAAUGUAAUAAUUAUCCAGCCAUGGACUGGCAUCCCAUCCAGGGAGAGGGAGAACCUGACCAGGAUAAAGCUGAAAUAACAUUAACAGUAAUAAUAAUACAUCCAGGAUUAAGUACUCUAUACUAUGAUGAUGAUGAUGAUGAUGAUGAAGAUGAUGAUGAUGAGGCUGUCAUACACUUUAAUACACUGUGCCCUAAUUAUUGGCAAAAAAUUGUAUAAAAUAGACAAUACACAUAAUUCAAAUUGUCCACUCAAACAAUAGGAUAAACUAUUUUUUUUAAUUCUCAUUAAAACUGCUUUUUUUAAUAAGAAUUUUUUUAAAUAAUAAUAUUUGCCAACAUCCAUAAGGAAUGGCAUUAAGCAUAUAUUUUGAAUAAAUGCAAUAACACUGUAAUUUAGAAAAUUUUCCAUUUUCUGUUGUUGCCUUUAACCAUGCCCUGUUGCCUUGCUACACACGUAUGAGGAUUUCCUUUGUUAUUCAUUACCAUUGGAAAAAAUCGAGAUCUUUCACAGUAAAAGAGACUGAUGGUUAUUGACCUGCACAAAUCAGAAAAUGGAUUUCUAAAAAUACAUAAGCAUUUAAAAAUACCAGUAAGCACAAUUAGGGCUAAAAACAAAAAUAACAUCUGAAACAGUUUUGAAAUUUUGCCAGGAUUUGGACCUGUGAGUAUGUGGUUUAGUUGAGUGUCAUGAUUAAUAAUUAUAUAAAAAAAAAAUCAACAAAUCAACAUGACUUUCAUAACAACAAGAAGGAAGCCCUUCCUGAGAGCAUCUCAACAUACUGUGCCCAAAUUUCAAGGAGCGUCGUUAGAAAUUGGCAUCAUGUGGUGUUGUUAGAUGAAACCAAAAUCAAGCUUUUUUGUCAUGCGCACAAUUUGGUGUGUUUGGUAACAAAGGCAGAUUGCAUACAAGGAAAAACACUGAAAACCCACUGUAAAAUAUAAUGUUGGAUUAUUGAUGUUUUGGGGGCUGUCUUGAGGCCGGUGGUUCUGGACCAUCUCAGUCUUCAGAUACUGUGGUCUGAAUUGAAGAAGGAAGUCCACAUGCACAACCUAAGAAUAUAAAGGAGCUUAAAAUAUUCUACAUGGAGGAGUGGACUGAGAUUUCUUUACAAAUAUCUCCAUCCUUGUUUGUCAUUACAGGAAGAGACUCAGUGCUCUUAUUGUCUCUGGGCCAGGUAUCAGGUAAUUUUGAAACCAGUGUUCUGUAGAAAAUAAAUACACCACUUAAAAAACUUACAAAAAAACAAAACAAAACUAUAAUAUAGUUACAGUAUGAUAAAUUGAUGGUGAACACUAGAUUCUUUUUUAGGUUCUUUGUUUCCUUCUUUUUCUUAUUAUUAUAAGCAAGAGGAAGUGUGAGAGAUGCUAUCAAAAGCAUGAUGAUGAUGAUGAUGAUGAUAAAGAUUAGAUUUCUAAGGUUUUGGCCUACAGUUCAACCCAGUGUUGUGAUGGGACCAUGGUGUGAUGAUGGGAAGGUCUGAAUAGCUAAUGUUUUUGCUUUCUUUUUGGCCAUAUGUGUUUCCAGUGAAAAUAUCAGAAUUUAAUGUCAGGGUUUAGAUGGCAGAAUACGUUAGGGGAAAAAGACUUAUUUUCAUGCACAGCUGAAAGAGUGCAGCAUUCUGUCGGAGCGUGCAGUCUGAAAAUGGCAAAUCAGAAAAGAAGCAAUGUGCUACCAUUAUAAGGGUCAUCAAGACAGCCAUCAUCAUCAAGGACACCAUUACAGGAAGGCAUUUAUACAUCAUCAUCAUCAUCAUCAUCUCCUCUCUGUGCCAUCAUCAUCAUCAUCAUCAUCAUCAUCAUCAACCCCUCAUCAUGAUCAGCACAGCCAUUAUAGUCAUCAUCAUUAUCAUUAGGCUGGGUAAUCAUCCACCGAGGGUUUCUUGCAAGCCCAAUAUAAAGGCCGACUCAGGAUCUCGCGCUCAUUUCCUCCGUGUGUGAGGAGAGAGCUUCUGAGAGAGAGAGAGAGAGAGGGCCAUGUUAUAGGCAGGCAGCAUAUUCUGUGCUUUCAGUAGUUUAGUGUUUGUUUAUCAGGAUACUGCGACAUCUUUUAUCUGUCUAAUAUCAGUCUGCCUAGUUUCCAACUGGGUGACGAAGAGAGCUCCUCCUUCAGCCACCUCAGCAUGGAGAGUGACACCCACGACGUCCACACUGCUGAGAACGAGCGAGAGGGUGUGAGAUCCGAGCCUGCAUUCCCUCUCUACGUCUCCUGCAGGGGCUGCGAUCAGCUCCUUGAUGAGGAUGAGCACUCAUGUCUGCGCUGCUCUAAACGGGAUGGAACCAGCAUAGGGGACAGGAGUGUCCAUGUAGGAGCACAGCCUGUGCUCAAAGGGGCAGAUGGAGAGGGAGCAGGACCCGAGAAUGGCCAGCAGAAGCUGAACUCUUGUCCACUGUGUGGCUUCUCCUCACGUUACACCAACCACGUAAAGAGGCACAUGAAGACGCACAACGGCGAGAAGCCAUACCGCUGCUCGCUGUGCUCAUACGCCUCCGCACAGCUGGUCAACCUGCAGCGCCAUUUACGCAUCCACACCGGAGAAAAACCCUACAAGUGUGAGCACUGCACAUUCGCCUGCAGUUCCCUGGGCAACCUGAAAAGGCACCAGCGCAUGCACACAGUUGCAAAUCCUGCUCAGAAUACACAACAGCGUAUGCACACUGCCAUAAAUCCAGGCCAAAAUACACACCCGAGUAUGCACACAGUCGCAAACCCUGCACAGAAUACACAGCGGAUGAUGAGUGGCCUCAGCCUUCGAGGUCCUGUUGGAUGUCAGAGCCUAAAAGAGGAUGCUCCCCGUGCCACGAGGGAAGUGCUUCAGUCCUCAGAAAUGAAAGGGAAUUUGGGCAUUGGCAGUGACAGCGGAUAUCUCAAGGCUUUUGCGAGGCUGAAGUCAGAGCAGCAGUCGUGCACCCGGGCACAGCCUGGCGUUCUGCCUCCUCUGCUCUUCCCUUUCACGUGCAGGCUGUGUGGCCUGGUACUGGAUGGUGAGGAUGGGUCGUCAGCGCAAAUCUGUGCCAAGUGCACCCUGGAAAUGCUGACUAAAGAUGCAGCAGGCAGCGCCAGCGAGCGUGGACACAGAGGGGACAGGGUGUACACGUGUGCCGCCUGCCCGUUCCUCACACACUACCCCAACCACCUGGCCCGGCACAUGAAGACACACAGCGGCGAGAAGCCCUAUAAGUGCCCGCAGUGCCCCUACGCUUCAGCCCACUUCGACAACCUGAAGCGGCACCACCGCGUGCACACGGGCGAAAAGCCCUACAAGUGCCACCUGUGUGACUACGCCUGCGGCAAUCUGGCAAACCUAAAGCGGCACCAGCGUGUUCACUCGGGCGCCAAACCUUUCCAGUGCAGCGUGUGCAGCUACAGCUGCAACCAGAGCAUGAACCUGAAGAGGCACAUGCUGCGUCACACAGGUGAGAAGCCACACAAGUGCCAUGCGUGCACUUACACCACAGGCCACUGGGACAACUACAAGCGGCACCAGAAGAAACACGUAGCAGGAACAGACGAGUGGGAUAAAGUGCCGCUGCCUGCCAAUGAGGAAGAGGCAGAGAUUGAUGAGGAGGAGGAGGUGUAGCCUAGCAACGGGAGGAACAAUUGUAGUAUGAUAAGAUUAUUUAAAAUUGAGAUGAAGUGUUACAGUACCAGCAUAAGCUUAGUUCUUGUUUUCUUUUGUUUUGUUUUUUUUCCCCCUUUGUGUCAUUAUGAUUCUUGAAUAGGUUCAAGCUGCUAAACAGACUUGUGCACAAGAUUGAAAAAAAAAAAAACAGUUUUCGUUACCUUUGCAUAGGGUUGGAAGGGUAAUUCAAGACUCUGGAUCAGAGUGCCCUUGCUUCGUCAGUGCCAUACAGACAUUUUGUAAUGCUACCUAGAUGAAAUCUAAUUUCUCCUUCAUUGUAUAUCUUGCACGGAUGUUCAUUGCUCUGUAGUGCCACAGAGCCGUCCUUACUGGCUGAACCUUCUGUGGAUUCUCUGAGGCCUUUGCUGCUCAAAUGGAUAGUUUUAAACCUUCACUACAUCCCUUUAUAGUGCCAAAACGGAGUCCUAACCACUGCAGCUUUUGCAACUUCAAAUGUCAUUUUAUUUACUGGCGACAUUGUUGCUCCUUGGUUGUAUGUCUUAACUGUGAAAUUUUGUCUGAUGUUAAAAUGGUGCAUAGUAAGCAUUAGAAUGUUGUGAUUUAUGUAAAGCACUUAUUUUUGUAUGUCUUUUGUUCGUUUAAAAGAAUGUUUGGCAUGCAUUUGCCAUCAGUGGCAUUAACUUAAAGACAAGGGACCAUGAAUUCCAUAUGCAGUUUAUAACCUUCAGGUUGCCAAGAAGUGAUAGAGAUGGAUUCCUUUCGAUGUGUGGUGCUUAAGUGCUCUCUUGUAAUUAUGCAGUCGUUUCAUAAUUGCCUUAAAUAUCCUGGAAUAAAGUACUCUGUGGUGAGA